This is a messenger RNA of Oppiella nova, 777 nucleotides long. The record is from the annotation of a GenBank genome assembly. Lineage: Eukaryota; Metazoa; Arthropoda; Arachnida; Sarcoptiformes; Oppiidae.
GAAUGCGUGAAUCGUAUGACAACUCAGCAAACGGUGUAAACAAACAGACAAACAGUCAGUGAAACACAUUGAAACACCAUUUGGACACUAAUUGGCGCAAUGAUUGCCGACACAUCUGUGGCCAGACAGUCCACUCAGCAGUGGGAGGAGUUGAGACGAGAGGCCAGACAUUACGAGAAUGAGUUGGACUCAAAGCUCUUGAGUUUCAGUAAACUUGUCUCCAAAGACAUCACCAGAGAUGACGAGAGCAGUGAAUCGGUGCCACUGAUGGACGACUCGAGGGAUGGCUUCGAGCGCCUGAACUGCGAGAUCGAUAGCCUUCUUCGGGCCCUAACGGACGUGAACAACCAAAUGAGUCAAUACUGCGAACGCAUACAGAAUGCCAGCGCAACCAUCUAUACUCUGCAGAGACAUCGGGAGAUACUCCACGACUACAGCAAUGAGUUCAACAAAACCCGCAAUAAUAUUGAGGCGAAACUCAAUAGAGAACUACUGUUGGGUCCGCACAAGAAGGACACCGGCUUCCGGACGACCACUAACAAGAAGAACGACUCACUCCUGAAAGAGAGUCAACACAUCCGGAGUUCUGAGAUUAUGAUCGACGAGCAGAUCAACGUUGCCAUCAACACGAGACAGCAUCUCAUAAACCAGAGGAAUACCUUCAAAAGCAUUCAGACACAUAUGACAACACUGGCCAUGCAUCGAAUCAACAUUAAGAAGAAAAAGGAUUCAAUAAUCUUAGGGAUUGUGAUCGCGAUUUCCAUUAACUAUCGAUAA